Molecule: messenger RNA, 2382 nt
Organism: Polypterus senegalus (gray bichir)
Lineage: Eukaryota; Metazoa; Chordata; Cladistia; Polypteriformes; Polypteridae
Gene: chm
Product: CHM Rab escort protein
Exons: 15
Coding region: 73-2082 (669 amino acids)
Biological process (GO): intracellular protein transport; vesicle-mediated transport; protein geranylgeranylation
Cellular component (GO): Rab-protein geranylgeranyltransferase complex; cytosol; cytoplasm
Molecular function (GO): GDP-dissociation inhibitor activity
Source: RefSeq, a predicted model, not a curated record
UCCUUAACUUGCCGGAGGAAGUAGUAAAUGGGUGAGAAAGUGUUUUUCAUGUACACAUUAUAAUCAAACAAAAUGGCUGUUGCCGACAGUCUUCCUGGCGAAUUUGAUGUUAUAGUUCUUGGCACAGGAUUGACAGAAUCAAUUAUAGCAGCUGCUUGUUCAAGAGUUGGCAAGAGUGUGUUGCAUGUUGACAGACAAGCAUAUUAUGGUGGAAAUUGGGCAAGCUUUACUUUUUCCGGGUUGCUUGCAUGGAUUGAGGAGAAUAAGGAAGCAUUCAGUAAAGAGGAAAUAACAGAAUGGAUGAAUGACAUUAAUGAAGGUGAAGAAAUUAUACUGUUGAACUCGUCUGAUAAAUCCAUAAUGAAUGUGGAAGUAUUCAAUUUUGCAAGUCAAGAUCCUGUUGAAGACGUAAAAGAAGAAGCUUCUUUACAGAAAAAAGAUGAUUUGUUUCUGACAGUUGAUCUAGUUGAAGACUUAAAAGAAGAGGGCUCUUCACAGAGAAAAGAUGAUUUGUUUCUGACAGUUGCUGUAGCAGAAUCUUUUGAAUCGGGUAUUGAGAAAAGUCCUGAUACAUAUGUUAAUGAACAUCCAGCAGAGACUUUAGAACACAAUGAUGUGUGUACCUCUUCACAGAAGAAAAAUCCAGAAUUAUCCAUAGAUGAAAAAAGGUCUGUUAACGUGUGUAAAACUUCAGUUGCUGAAACAAGAAAGACUAUUACUUAUUCUCAAAUCAUCAGGGAAAGCCGAAGAUUUAAUAUUGAUUUGGUUUCCAAGCUGUUGUAUUCUCGGGGCUCUCUGGUUGAUCUUCUUAUUAAAUCUAAUGUAAGCAGGUAUGCAGAAUUCAAAAAUGUGAACAGGAUCCUUACUUACCAAAAUGGAAGUGUGGAACAGGUGCCAUGCUCUCGAGCAGAUGUCUUUGGAAGCAAACAGCUUACUAUGGUUGAGAAAAGAAUGCUUAUGAAAUUUCUCAGUUUUUGUAUUGAGUAUGAGCAACAUCCUGAAGAAUAUGCAGAUUUCAAGGAACGCACCUUUUCAGACUUUUUAAAGACCAAGAACCUGACACCAAACCUUGCAAAUUUCAUUCUCCACUCAAUCGCCAUGGUUUUAGACACUGAUCUCACCACAGAAGGCCUUCGAGCAACUCAGCAUUUCCUACAGAGUCUUGGUCGAUAUGGAAAUACACCCUUUCUUUUUCCCCUUUAUGGUCUUGGAGAAAUCCCACAGUGUUUCUGUAGGAUGUGUGCUGUUUUUGGUGGGAUUUACUGUCUUCGUCAUGGUAUCCGGUGUCUAGUAGUUGACAAGGAAACAAGAAGAUGUAAAGCCAUCAUUGACUCUUGUGGUAAGCGAAUCAGUUGUGGGCAUUUUCUUGUGGAGAGCAGUUACCUGUCAGACGAUCAUCACCAAAAAGUAAAAUACAGGCUCAUCUCUAGGGCUGUACUUAUUACAGACCGCUCUUUACUAAAAGCAGAUUCUGAGCAGCUGAUUUCACUUGUUACUGUACCUCCUUUGAAAAGUGGACAACCUGCAGUCCGUAUUAUUGAGCUCUGUUCCUCUUCAAUGACCUGCAUGCAAGGAACCUAUUUGGUGCAUCUUACUUGUUCGUCUGUUGAAACUGCUAAAGAAGAUCUGAGUCCGGUGGUGUCCAAAUUGUUUUCUGAAAACAUGAAGGCAGGUGAAAAGGGUGAAGUAGAAGCAGAGAGGCCCAAUGUUUUGUGGGCACUUUAUUUCAAUAUGCCAGAUUUCUCCUCUGUGGAGAGAAGUUCCUAUGAUCUUCCCAACAAUGUCUAUGUCUGCUGUGGACCAGAUAGUGGUCUUGGGAAUGAUUGCUCAAUUCAACAGGCAGAGCACAUAUUUCAUCAGAUGUUUCCUGAUGAGGAGUUUUGUCCUCCUGCACCAAAUCCUGAAGACAUAGUUUAUGAUGGAGAUGGUACUCCUCCAGAGGAGUCAGUAUUUAAAGAGCAUGGGGAAUCUGAAGUUGGAGAUGGAGAAGAACGCACAUUAGAUACCAAAUACCUAGUCACAUCAACUACAAAUGAGGCUGAAGAUGCACAAGAAUCUGUCAAAGAAAUUCCUACUGAAUGAACCAUAUUUGAUGAGAAACAUUUAUUCCUGUUUAGGGACAAAUACAAAUUGUCAACAUUUAUAUCUUUAAAUGCUCUGAACUCUACAAUUUUAUCAUAUUUCAGAAUGUAAACUUAUAUAUUGGUGGAUUCUUGUAAAAUUCAACAAUAUGACCAAAAUGGUUAGUUUGCAUGUAUUGAUAUUUAAUUAUUUUAAACCACUAGUUUUGAUUAAAAGUGUUAGAGGAUAAUAAAUUAUAUAAGCUAUAGCCUAUGCAAUUUUUUGUUUGGGAAAUUUGAAAUAAAUACUACUCCAAUCAUA